Molecule: messenger RNA, 2117 nt
Organism: Hypomesus transpacificus
Lineage: Eukaryota; Metazoa; Chordata; Actinopteri; Osmeriformes; Osmeridae
Gene: cdc6
Product: cell division cycle 6 homolog (S. cerevisiae)
Exons: 12
Coding region: 91-1803 (570 amino acids)
Biological process (GO): mitotic DNA replication checkpoint signaling
Cellular component (GO): nucleus
Molecular function (GO): ATP binding; DNA replication origin binding; ATP hydrolysis activity
Source: RefSeq, a predicted model, not a curated record
AGGAUAGCAAACUUCACGGAGGUACUUCUAGUGUCUUCAGGAUAGCGUGCUUGUUGGAACCAGACCAAAAUACUCGCUUUAAAAAGAAAGAUGCCCAGAGCACCCCCCCAGGACCAAACUCAUUCCACUCGUCCUCUACGUAGACUAAGAUCCUCUAGAAUGGCAUUGCAUUGCAAUGGAACCAACCUCAAGGAAGAGAUCCAGUCCCCCUGCAAACAGCAGAAUAUAAAAUCUCAGUCCCAAUUCCCACUCUUGGUUCAGAUAGUUCACCCGUCGCCUGGAAAAAGUACCCUCAUAGCCACCCCAUUGUCUCCAAAACAGACGCCUCGACUUGCCCUCAGCCCUUGCAAACGCAUGGGUGAUGAAAAUGGAUGUAACCUAGAUGUCAAUCUUCAGGGCUCACCCCCUAAACGCAACCACCCUGCAGUAUCCUCCUCCCGCAAGCUAGGUUUUGAUGAAAACUCCCUCCUGUCACCUACUCGAGGGAUGGUAUCUGUGCUCCUCAAGCAGCCUCCAUCUCCCACUGGCAGACUUUGUACCAACAGAUCACAGGAGACACCUGAUGGAAACUCUUCUUGCCAACGAUCAGAGAAAAAAGCCUCGGUAGUGUGUCUUUUUGCUGAAAAAUCGAGGUUCCAAAAUGUGAAGAAGGCACUCCACACGGCGGUUCCAGAGCGCUUGCUGUCUAGGGAAACUGAGUGCAACUCCAUUCGCUCCUUCCUAGACAAGAGGGUGCUACAAAGAUACCCUGCCAGCCUCUACAUAUCUGGAGCCCCCGGCACAGGCAAAACGGCCUGCCUCAACCAUGUGCUGCAGGAGAUGAAGGUCGAGUUAAUGCCAAUACAGAUGGUGGAAGUUAAUUGUAUGACCCUGCGCAACUCCCAUGCAAUCUUCCCUAUCCUGGCAGACAAGCUUGGAGUAUGUGGCAGCCACACGGAGGCAAAGCUGCAAAAAAUAUUAACUAGCACUGGACCAACUGUUCUUCUAGUCCUGGAUGAGAUGGAUCAAUUGGACAGCAAAGACCAUGAUGUCCUCUACACAAUAUUUGAGUGGCCAUACUUGCCAAAAUCUCGCCUUUGUCUCAUUGGAAUAGCCAAUGCGCUGGACUUGACUGACAGGAUUCUUCCCAGGCUGCAGGCACUGCCUCAAUGUCACCCCCAGCUUCUGAAUUUCUCUCCCUACAGCCGGCAGGAGCUCACUUCCAUCGUACAGGACAGACUCAAACAGGUGUCAGGAGAAAAGCUGUUGGAUGCAUCUGCCAUCCAGUUUUGUGCCAGGAAGGUGUCUGCUGUAUCAGGAGAUGCCAGGAAGGCUCUAGACAUCUGCAGGAGAGCUGUUGAAAUGGUGGAAUCUAAUGACAGAAAGGAAAUGUCCAGCUCCACAGCAGGAACUAAAGUGUCUUGUGCUGGCGUGCCUCAGGUGGCACGUGUGCUGUCAGAGGUUUAUGGGGACCGCAUGACCACAUCUGUGAAUGGUGAGGGGGAGAGCAUCCCCUUGCAGCAGAAAUUGCUUGUGUGUUGCUUUCUACUGCUCACAUGCAAUGCCAAGACCAAGGAAAUGCCACUGGGCAAGCUUCAUGAGGUGUACAGUCGCCUUUGUGACCAGAGACAGGUCGCAAGUGUGGGUCAGGGCGAAUGCCUCUCCCUGUGCAGUCUACUUGAGAGCCGAGGUAUCUUUGGUCUUAAGAAGGCGAAGGAGGCUCGUCUCACCAAGAUCUCUUUGAAGAUUGAAGAGCGCGAUGUGGAGAAUGCUCUGAAAGAUCGUGCCCUACUUGGCAGCAUGUUGGCAGCUGGCCUCCCUUGACCUCGCCCUGUGUCGUCUGCGGACAUAACUAGAUAUUACCUAAUUUUUAUGGUUUUGUUUUACACUGGGUUGGUUGGGCAGUGUAACUAUACAACACCACAACAAACAAACACAAGCUUUAUUCCAUACUUUUUUUGUACAUCAUUCAAAUGACCAUUGAUGUGUUUGCUUUUUUUAAACCUCUUGGUAUGAGGCUGUUAACUUGCCAUUAUUAAUUGCGGCGAAUCUGUUGAUAAUACCUAAGAUAAGCUAAUACCUUGAGCUACCUUUUUUCUUCAUUGAUUUCAUGAAAUAAAAGUGUGAAUACUGAAUUA